Austrofundulus limnaeus is the source of this 1072-nucleotide messenger RNA. RefSeq names its product heat shock protein, alpha-crystallin-related, 9 (gene hspb9). Gene Ontology annotation, biological process: protein refolding; response to heat. The record is from RefSeq and is a predicted model, not a curated record. Gene Ontology annotation, cellular component: nucleus; cytoplasm. The transcript is spliced from 2 exons. Bases 170 to 835 code for a protein of 221 amino acids. Lineage: Eukaryota; Metazoa; Chordata; Actinopteri; Cyprinodontiformes; Rivulidae.
CAGUGAGCUCACAGGCUUUAAAUAGCAUCAUGGGAGGGUUCCUGUGCAGCAGCUGAAGUAUAUAAAGAACUGCUGCUGAGAAUGUUCAAAACAAGUCAAGACUUAAACUGAGGAAGCUGAAGAGAUAUAACAAAACCAACUGUUAUAUCGAGCAGUGUCCAUCGGUAUCAUGAUGUCCCAGUACACAGUUUUGGACAGCCUGUUUGGUGAUGACGACUUUUCUUUCUGCCAGGAGGAGCUGUUGAGCCCUGUUUCCUUUCUGCAACAGGACUUCUUCCGCAGGAGAUCCAAGCUGGCUGAAAGUCUUCACAACAGGCCGCCGCUGCUCACACUUAGCCAGCUUCCAGUCCUUUCAUCCACAUUAGCAGGGUUGAUUAAUGGUAUGAAWCAGAAGGAGGAGGCAGCCAGCACAGAGCGGCAUGAGGACACCCARCAGGUCAGCAACACAAACAGGGAUUUCUUGGUGACAUUAGAUGCUCGUGGUUACGCUCCAAGUGACAUCACUGUCAGACUGGAAGGGCGGAGCCUGACAAUAGUGGCCAUGAAGCAAGCGGACGAAGAGGAAAACUAUUCCUGCUCCUCCUCCUCUUCCUCCUCCUCCUGYUCUGCCUCCUCAUCUUCAGCUUCAUCUCAAAUGGGCUUUGUGCAGAAGAUAGACCUGCCCACUCACCUGGAUCUGUCUGGCUUGUCCUGUUCCCUGAUGCAUGAUGGGCAGCUUCAGAUCCACGCCCCUGUUGCCAAGCAGCCAAUCAGUGAAGAGAGCCAAGUGCCCAUUCGGUACAGGACAUCGCUGGAAUUUCCCAUCAGAAAGGACAAUGAGGAACAUAAAGACUAAUGCAUGUGCCACAUACUGUCUCAUACUGUUUUAUAUUGCUUCCUAUUGUUUGAUAUGGCUUCAUACUGUCUCAUAUUGUUACACACUGUCUUAAUGGAACAGACAAGCACAUCAUCAAACAGCUCUGUAAAAAAGUAAAGUUUAUAAAUGUUCURUGAAGAUAAUGUUUUUGAAUUUGUUUUAUAUAAUGUGCAAUAUGUAUGAAUAAAUAAAAUAAAGAACUAUAACAGUAAUUUA